Ctenopharyngodon idella (grass carp) is the source of this 4986-nucleotide messenger RNA. It is a transcript of the gene tns3.2, whose product is annotated as tensin-3. Bases 216 to 3761 code for a protein of 1181 amino acids. The record is from RefSeq and is a predicted model, not a curated record. Gene Ontology annotation, molecular function: protein binding. The transcript has 27 exons. Lineage: Eukaryota; Metazoa; Chordata; Actinopteri; Cypriniformes; Xenocyprididae.
UCUUUACUCAUGCUUGCCACACAACAAGUGCUGACAACGGAUAAACACACGCACAUACACCACAACGGCCAAAGUACAUUUGAGCCUAGACCAGACAAAGCCUUUCGCUGUCUUUCUUUUCUCUUUUCAUAUUCGCAGACGCAGAAGAUUACUGAGAGGAGAUUUCAUUUUCAGCUAAACAGAAGGAUCUCCUCAUAUGAGGGAACACUACUGUGAUGGCGGAGGGAUCUGAAUUUGACCUGAACUACAUUACGGAGCGCAUCAUUGGCGUCACAUUCCACCAGUCCUGCACAGAGCAGAUGUACCAGCACAACCUGCACAGAAUCGCGCAGAUGCUGCAGUCCAAACAUACUGAUCAAUACAUGGUCAUCAACUUAGCCGAACACAACGAUGAUCUCAGCAGGAUGAAUCACAGGGUGGUGGAUUUGGGCUGGCCGGAGAGUCACGCUCCAUCACUCCAUCUGCUGUGCUCGCUGUGUAAAAACAUGAACAACUGGCUGAGCGCACACCCUGAAAAUGUGCUGCUGCUGCACUGCAAAGGCAGCAAAGACAGGGUGGGUGUGGUAAUAUCCUCUUACAUCCAACUAUCUAAUGUUUCCUCCAGUGAGGAACAUGCAUUAGAUCUGUACUCCAUGAAGAAGUUCUGCAGUGAUAAAAUGGUUAACCUCAUGACUCCAUCUCAGAAAAGGUAUGUGCAGGUGUUUGGCAGGCUGCUUACCCACCAGAUCCACAUAAACCCUUCUCUGCUCUCCAUCCACCGCGUUAAUAUCCAUCCCAUUCCUGACUUCCACCCUACAGUGUGUCAGCUGUUUAUCAGAGUGUAUCAAGGCACGCAGACAGUGUACACAUCAGGAGUGCAUCAGGUUGCCGUAGGUCAGACGGACAGUGUGUGUUUUGUUCUGGAGCCCCCACAGAUGAUCAAAGGUGAUGUCAUGAUUGCGUGUUAUCAUAAAAAUGUUCCUGUGAGGACUCAUGAGACAGUGUUUCGUGUGCAGUUUCACACCGGCGCUCUGUCUGGAGACCAACUUUCCUUGCAGAAAGAAGACCUUGAUCAUGCCAACAAAGAUCCAAGAUUCCCUGAGGACGGUGUGGUGGAGGUGAUCUUUUCAGAAAUUGCGGAGAGAGAUCCAUCCCUUGCUUUAGACUGUGGCUCCAGGAGGAACAGUUCAGCCGUUGUCAUUGAAAAAGACUCUCUGGAUUCACUACAGGAUCAAUGGGACUUCAGUGAAAAUUUUACAGCAGCAGCCAAGCCAAAUGAAGGCACCCAUUCUCUGAGCAGUGACUCUGGACUCUCCAGCUCCUCCCAGUGGACUGGAGGACAAGCCUCUGGCCUCGCAAUCAGCUACAGCUCUGAGGAGCAUACCCAGCUCCACAGAGUUACUCCUGGACUCAGAAUGGAGGAGGAACAACCUUCUCUAGACAUCCCGAGACAUGACCCUAUAGCCGGUCAAGCUGCAUUUGAUCAUUCCAGACAUUUAAACGGUGAAGCUCUGUUCGUAGAGCGGGAGACGGACAUUAUAGAUGAUGACGACGACAUCACCACCCCUAAUGCUGCUGUUUCAGACUCUAAAGACACACUGUCUUCAAAGGAAUUAUCUGGUUUGUCUUCAGGUGAAUGUCAGAACUCCAUCCAAUCGGAUGAUUGUCAAAGUGGUAAUGUGAGUUCCUCAAACACACUCAUACACUCUUCAGUACCUGCUGGAUAUCAGACACAUAUAUGGGUGAAACAGCAGCAGUCGGUGUCGCAGUCCACCUCUUACACACACACUCCAUCAGACAGAUACAAGGAGGAGAUGGAGCUCCACAGAGGUGCAAGCAAACCUUCAUUACCAGACAAUGGCUUUCCAGAGGCGCAGUCAGAGCCAGACAAGGACGAUGAGUUUGCAACGCUGGCUUUGGAUAUAGAUCAAUCAAUCGAACAGCUCAAUCAGCUGAUCCUGGACCUCGACCCUGACUUUGAGCCAAUCCCUACACAAGCAAGGAAUCACAUGACCCGUUCAGCCUCCCCUCACACCAAUGGAAAGACGCACUCAGAUGGAAGGGCUAAAUCCCACCAAUCAGGUUGGAGACAGAAACAGCUCAGUGAUGUCUCUGAAUACUCUGUGCUGCGGAGUACGGCUGGUGAUCGAACCCAGAAUAUUCAGAGAUUCGGCUUUGACACACAAUCUCUGAGAGGUCUACAUCACACUGACACUGUUGACUUUGGUGACCUCCCUCCAGAGAUUGACAGCUCAUUGUGGGUGAGCCUCAAUCAAGUUCCGCCCACACCGGCAUUUCCUGUGACACCCCCAACUCCAUAUGUAAAGAGUGCACAUGACUUCACCCAUUCAAGACCUGGUUCUCAAACCAGUAGACACUACAUGAGCUCUCCAAUAUGUCAAGAGUCACGAGGAUACGUGGACAGCAUGACGCACACAUCUAUGUCAUCCGACGGAGAGCUCUUCCACUCUGAUGUCACAGGAAGUCCCGCCUCCUGUCAGAGGAUGUUUGGAUCCAUGCACUCCACCCCCAGCCCAUUGGUCAACACAGACAGCCCCACUCCAGCUCAUUCCUGGUUAGAGGGUGGAUCCAGCACCCCCUUGAGUCACUACACCCCCCAGCCCUCCCCGCCCCUCACCCUCUCGGCACCCAACUCCCACAGCUCCCCUCGAGGAGCUCCUCGCAGCCUGACCUCCUCUCUGGAGAGCAGUCUGCUGGAGGCGGUGGAGGGUCUUGAGGCUCUGGGUCUGGAUGUGGCUCAACCUCCCCUACUGCCGCUGAAGAGACGAGGGACGGAGGGCUCAGAGACAAUGUUGAGUUUCCCGCUCAGCAGGAGUGCUACCAGCACGUCCUAUGCUAGUCACAACACCUCACCUACAAGAUCUACACCGAGUCCAGAUUUCAUGGCCAGUAAACUGGAAAACGUGAAGUUUGUUCAGGAUACGUCAAAGUACUGGUACAAGCCGGAUAUCUCGAGAGAGCAAGCAAUUGGCAUUCUCAAGGAUAAAGAGCCAGGCUCCUUCAUCAUCAGAGACAGUCACUCAUUCAGAGGAGCUUACGGAUUGGCCAUGAAGGUGGCCACGCCCCCACCCUCCGUUCUACAGCAAAGCAGGAAAAUGGGUGAUCUGACCAAUGAGCUUGUGCGGCAUUUCCUGAUCGAGUGUACACCAAAAGGAGUGCGGUUAAAAGGCUGUCCCAACGAACCCUACUUUGGAAGUCUCACAGCUUUGGUGUGUCAACAUUCCAUCACACCCUUGGCUUUACCCUGCAGACUUAUCAUCCCAAGCAGAGACCCUCUAGAAGAGUUAAAUGAAUCUCCAGCACAAACAUCUACAAACUCUGCAGCAGAGCUUCUUAAACAGGGAGCAGCGUGUAACGUGUGGUUCCUGGGCAGCGUGGAGCUGGAGUCUCUGACAGGAGUUCAGGGUGUUCAGAAGGCCACCACUGUGAUUUUCAGUAUGGAUCCACCAAUCACAUCCACUGUCGUUCACUUUAAAGUGUCUGCACAGGGAAUCACCCUCACAGACAACCAGAGGAAAUUGUUCUUCAGGAGACACUAUGCUGUCAACACAGUGAUAUUCUGUGCCCUGGAUCCUCAGGACAGGAAAUGGACACGAGAUGGCUGCACAUCUGCAAAGAUCUUUGGCUUUAUUGCGAGGAAAAGCGGAAACAGCACAGAGAAUGUGUGUCACCUGUUUGCCGAACACGACCCCGAGCAGCCCGCCAGCGCCAUCGUCAACUUUGUCUCCAAGGUGAUGAUAGGCUCUCAGAAGACCAAAUAGAAAAAACACACGCAGAGAUUCUUGCGGAUGGGAACCGACUCCACAUCCUCAACUUUAAAUGUAGAAGACCAAAACAUAUUUACACUUUCGCUGCAGUUGUGAUCGGUUUCGCUUGAAACAAUGAAGUUGUGUUGAGACAAUGAAACAUCAGUAUUGUAAUGGAUGAAACUUCUCCCUGUUAUUUGGACAAAAUGGGGUAUCGCUAAACUUCAUGGGGACCAGGAACAAAUUUAUACAUUUAUAGGUGGACCUUAAUGGACAAGUCCCGGGACAACGUUCCUGAUGACAGCUCUGAGGAUAAUUUUCCCAGGACGUCUUUGAAAUCCAUGCAGUACUGUUGCAUCACAGGACACCAGUACAUCCAGUAGGGGGCGCCACACUUCUUUGGCUCACUCUCGCACUGCCAUAAACAGAGUCUGAUCAAAGCAAAGUUGAAGGCCUAAGGGGAAAAAUGACUAACAGUUAUUUUAUUUUAGCUGCCUAGAAGACUUUUUUUGCAGUUUUGUUUGCAGUAUUUCAGAGGUUCCUGGUUUCGUUUUGUAAAUAAUAAUGAUUAAUUUGUGUCUGGGCACAUCCACAAGAUGCAGACCAAAGAGCAUUUUGCAUAUCAAUUUACAGAACUUUUCGAUUUUAUAAAUAUAUAUAUAUAUAUAUGUGUGUAUACAUUAUCAAAUACCACUUUUAAUGUUUUUAUAGCUUAAAAUAUUCAGUGCAUUGUUGUUUAUCUGUGUAUUUGUUCAUAAGUGCGGAGCUAACAUUUUCAGUCAAUGAUAAGUGGUUUCCUUAAAAAGCAUGUUGGCUUAACUUUGUUUAUAUAUUUGGAAAUAUUUAUCAUAUAACUCAUAUUCUGUGUAUACUCAUCUCUUACUCAUCUAUGCGGCAUGAGUGUUAAAACGUCUUAUUUGAUAAAUCACCUCAUUUGAGGUAAGCAACAUGACAUUACUCAUGUAAACUCAGUACUUCUGACAUUAUUUUUCACUGAACAAGUGUGUAAAUGCUUGAUCAAAGAGGAUUCUGGGUUAAAAGUUUCACUUGGAAUAAAUCUGAAUCAGACAUAAAUGUGCAUGUGCCAUUACUUUCCUUACUUUAAGCUGCAAGGACCGUGUUUUCAUUACUGUUCUGUACUUUUCUUCUUCUGUCUAACUCUUUGGUUUAUUUGUAAACUGUUUUAUGGACUGUAUACAUGCACAGAAUACAAUAAAGAUAUUGUAUGGUACUAAAUUGA